UCUCUCUCCUUCUCACCGCUCCCGCCUUUCCAUCCAAAACCCUCCUCCUCCGAUCACCACCGUCUUCACUACCAUGUGCUACGGCCAGCAACGACCUUUCUCCCGAGACACCCCGACCCCACCGCGAGCCGCCCUAUCCCUCAACGACUACCACAACGCCGCCGCGGUCGAAGAUCUCCGCGGCCGGCUCGCUGAGACGGAGGCGCGUCUCACCCGCGCUAGGGCUCGCGAGGCCGAGCUCAACCGCCGCCUCGACGAGAUGAAACGCUUCGUCUCCGUCAUGGAGAUCCUCGAGACCUUUCUCCGGCGACGGUUCCGGGAGCAGCAGGAACACGCGUCUCGCCUCUUCCCCACCUCACGUAAAUAGAAACAGUCUCCUCCUCCUCCUCCUUCAAUUUCAUCGAACACUUUGUGUUCAUAGUUUUACUCUCUUUUUUCUGGGUUGAUUAUCCUGGUUGUGUUUGUGUUGCAUUACUAUUUUUGAUGGAAAUUAUUACUGUGGAAGAUUAUUCAUAGCAAAUGAGAUUUACUGAUUUACUGUGAGAGUUACUCUCAAUCUGAAUGUGAAUGUUGUUCUUAUUGCGUAUAGUGUGAAACAUUUUAGAGCA
Molecule: messenger RNA, 608 nt
Organism: Argentina anserina (silverweed cinquefoil)
Lineage: Eukaryota; Viridiplantae; Streptophyta; Magnoliopsida; Rosales; Rosaceae
Product: protein SKIP34
Exons: 1
Coding region: 74-367 (97 amino acids)
Source: RefSeq, a predicted model, not a curated record